This is a messenger RNA of Colletotrichum higginsianum IMI 349063, 315 nucleotides long. RefSeq names its product Zinc finger, mynd-type domain containing protein. NCBI's taxonomy places the organism in Eukaryota, Fungi, Ascomycota, Sordariomycetes, Glomerellales, Glomerellaceae. The transcript has 2 exons. The record is from RefSeq and is a predicted model, not a curated record. The coding region runs from base 1 to 315 and encodes 104 amino acids.
AUGCCGAUCCCGGACUUCGCCAACGAGGCCAUCUUCCCGGCCUUUGACGGCCUCCCCAUCGAGGACGCCGGCGCCGCCGACCCGCCCUCGUACGCCGCGUCCUCCGAGCCCCCGUCCUACGUGCCGCCGCCGCCCCCGGACCCGCCGUCCUACUCGGACUCACAGUCCUCCGCAUCUGCCGCCACGACGUCCCUGAUCGACACGGCGGCCACGACGCCAGCCGCCACCUCCGCCACCGCCGUCAAGGAGGAUUGGAAGACGCACAAGAACGACUGCAAGAUUCUGAAGGGUAUGGUGAACGCGUGGGGCUUGUGA